Molecule: messenger RNA, 2555 nt
Organism: Setaria italica (foxtail millet)
Lineage: Eukaryota; Viridiplantae; Streptophyta; Magnoliopsida; Poales; Poaceae
Product: pentatricopeptide repeat-containing protein At4g18520, chloroplastic
Exons: 1
Coding region: 264-2120 (618 amino acids)
Biological process (GO): RNA modification
Molecular function (GO): RNA binding; protein binding
Source: RefSeq, a predicted model, not a curated record
GUGACCACUCACCCAAAAAAAUCCAAACUCUCCCCACAAAAUCAAAACCAGCUCACCCACACAGCCUCCCAUCCGCACCGCCUCGCCGGCAGCCGCCGCCGCCGGCCACCUCCUCUCCCGCUGUUGCCACCAGCACCCGCGCCGCGGCCGCCUCUUCCCCUCCUCUCGCCCCCCGCCGCCUCCGGCUCGGUCGCGCCUAUUUCUCUGCUCUUUCCUCUUCUCUCUCCGACUCCAGGCGCGCCCCGGACGGGGAAGCUAUCCUAAUGCUACUCUGCUGCUCUCCAUUUUCCCCUCGAAUCCAGACCUGUUCUCCGCCCCCGCCGCGUCACCCAAGCAGCUUGCCUCGAAGCGCGCUCUGCUCCGGCGAGCAGGGGAGGAGCAAUAAGAGUAAGUCCCACCGCGUCAGGGCGCAAGCUUUCAAGUCCAAGAACCAAUCUUUGCUCUCCCAAUCCCACCGGGGUGAUGGCCACGGGGACCCUGCGGAUGAAGACCGGGGAGGGGAUUUGCCGGGCUCGGCUGCGCCGUCGCUGCCGGACUCCGAGGCGGUCGCGUUCUUGUUGCGUUCCUGCCGGAGCAAGACGGGCGUCCGGAGAGCACAUGCGGUUGCCCUCCGGUCGCUCGACAGCCUGGGGGUGUUCGUGUCCAACAAUCUGAUCAGCGCUUAUGUGAAGUUCGAUGAGGUUGCAGAUGCGAAGAAGGUGUUCGACGAAAUGGGCGACAGGAGCGUCGUAUCGUGGACUGCGAUGAUGAAUGGGUAUCAGAAGCUUGGCCGCCACAGUGAGGUUGUGAGGCUGUUCUUGGAUAUGCUGGCCACUGGAGUGCAAGGUAACAGCUUGACUUUUGUUUGCCUGUUGAAAUCUUGUGGGGAGCAAUGCGAUGCUAAGCUGGGGCGCCAGGUGCACUGUUGCAUUAUGAAGGGUGGGUGGAGCAAUAUGAUAGUGGACAGUGCGGUUGCGCACUUCUAUGCUCAAUGUGGAGAUGUUGCCGCUGCUUCAGCUGUGUUUAAUAGGAUGGCCUCCCGCGAUGUUGUCUCAUGGACAACAAUGAUCACGGCUUAUGUGCAGCAUGGGCAUGGUAACAAAGCUCUUCAGAUGUUCCCGAUGAUGGUGGCCGAGGGAUUUCGCCCCAAUGAGUUCACUGUGUGCAGCAUCCUCAAGGCUUGUGCAGAGGAGAAGGAUCUAAGAUUUGGGGAGCAGUUGCAUGGUGCUAUUGUGAAGAAGCUAUACAAAUAUGAUAUCCAUGUUGGGAGUGCUCUUGUCACUAUGUAUGCCAGAUGUGGUGAGGUGUUUGAUGCUCAGGCAGUAUUUGAUAAGAUGCCAAGAAGAAACACAAUUACAUGGACUUCAAUGAUCUCUGGAUACGCGCAAAGUGGCUAUGGUGAAGAAGCUGUCUUGUUGUUCCGGAAGAUGAAGAUGCGUAGAGUAUUUGUUAACAACCUCACUAUUGUUGGUCUCCUUAGUGCUUGUGGCUCUAUGCAGUCUAAGUAUCUUGGAAAGGAACUGCAUGCACAGAUAAUGAAGAACUGUAUGGGAGAUAAUCUUCAAAUUGGGAGUACACUUGUUUGGUUCUACUCCAAAUGUGGGGAGCAUACUUAUGCUGCAAGAAUUCUAGAAGCAAUGCCUGACCGUGAUGCUGUCGCAUGGACAGCUAUGAUUUCAGGCUACAACAACCUUGGCCAUAAUGUUGAAGCGCUUAAAUCAUUAGAUGAGAUGUUAUGGGAUGGUGUGACACCAAAUACUUACACUUAUUCGUCAGCUUUGAAAGCUUGUGCCAGAUUGGAGGCUCUGCGGGAUGGAAAGAGGAUCCAUGGUGUUGUUAACAAGACCCAAGCUUUCUCAAAUGUAUUUGUGGGAUGCUCACUGAUCGAUAUGUAUAUGCGGUGUGGGAAAGUUGAUGAAGCUCGAAGAGUCUUUGAUGCCAUGCCAGAGCACAACUUAGUAACAUGGAAAGUGAUGAUUACAGGAUUUACCCAGAAUGGACUCUGCAAAGAGGCUUUAAAAUACAUGUACCUAAUGCAGCAAGAAGGGUAUGAUGUUGAUGACUUUGUGCUUUCGACAGUUUUGACAUCAUGUGGAGAUCUUCAGUUGAAAUCAGAUUGCAUCUCUUUUCUAGCUCAAUAACUGGUUCACUUUUGGUGAAGUUUUAGACUAGUUAGGGAAUAUCAGCAAAAUGUUGGUGCAACUGUACAAAGUCAGUGGUUGGUCUCAGGAUGCUCAAACAAGUUUCUUCGUCUGAUUGUGCAUUAGUAAACGCCAUCAGAAACCAGUCAUUUCAAGGUGUGGGUACACAUAUUCGUACUUAAAAGGAAACUCUACUAACCAUUUUCAUUGACUUUCCUUAUGAAGCUGUGUACAUCAUAAUUUAAGCAUUGGGUUGCAAUCAAGCCUAAUUCUUACAGUUUAGUCCAUCCCGGGAUCAAUGGGAAUUUGUCUGCUUCUGUAAAUGAAGUUUUCAUCUUGACAAGGGCCAAACGUUGUAUUUAUUUUUACAAUUUACCAGAAGGCAAAUAAAGCGCGCUUUAUGAGCACGCUGAAGAAUCCUGGUUUAUUUUUCUA